Messenger RNA from Aedes aegypti (yellow fever mosquito), 2301 nucleotides. Its product is annotated as protein yellow. Lineage: Eukaryota; Metazoa; Arthropoda; Insecta; Diptera; Culicidae. The transcript has 5 exons. Gene Ontology annotation, cellular component: extracellular region. Bases 489 to 2150 code for a protein of 553 amino acids. The record is from RefSeq and is a predicted model, not a curated record.
CGAAAGUUGAUUUCGUCUGAGUGAACGAGCUGAGCAAUAAAAUCAACAUCGAGUAGAGUGAUGGCUGAGAAAGCAAAGAACUACCGGUCGUGAAAUGAUUCUUUUGUUUUUACUGGGGAUGACGAUGGAGCUUGCUCUGAUCAUUAAACCGCUUUGUCCACCGUAAUCAAAAAAAAACUGACCUAGACCAAUCAAUUUGAUAGCAGCUCGUUGUAUAACACUUCCUUGAAUUUGACACACCCCUCGCUAGCGAGAUGCAAAACCAUCAAACCAUUCAGAUGAAUCAAAGUUGCUUUCGUGUUCAAUGCGAACCUUCCAGGAAGCUGGCCGGAAUUUCACCAUGGGAACUUGAAACCAAAACAAAUCGGUAAGGCGAGACCGUAGGUCACAUGAUCGGCCUGAAUAUGUGGGUCAAAGAGGAUGUCACGACGUCGUAGGAAUGAUGCGUCAAAUAUGUCGCAAGAUGCAAGCUCGAAAAGACAAAUAAAAUGCUUGUUCGUCCAGCGCAAGUAGCAGUUCUGAUGGUAAAAUCGAAUUCGAGAAGAAAAAGGGCAUCGCUAAUGGCUGUACAAGAAGUCCUUGACGUAGAGAGAUGGAGCAUCACUGCAAGAGAAUAUCUAUCAAAUGCCCAUGGCGUAAACAACGCUGCUCAGUCUGUCUGUUCAACAUGGACUUCGCCCCCCAAAUACAAAAUGACAAAAUUAAUCACUCAAGCAACCUCCCGGUUGCUCCUGCUGGCAGCUAUUGCCCUAUUACCAGCAGCCCUCGGUGGAUCACCAUUUAUGCACUCUCGCCCUAGAACCAUCACACGAACUGUUAGUUCCAACAUCACUCUCGAUGAACCGACCCUCGCAAAUCCAUACCUGGCCCCGGGCGGAAAGGAAGCCCUUGGCACGAAACAAGUGUCGGAUUUUAGCCUUAGCCAAGGCAAGAACGUUUUCGAUGUAAUCUACCAGUGGAAGAUUAUCGAUUUCUUGUACCCGAGCCUGCAGGCUCGCAACGAUGCCAUUCGUACUAAACAAUUCAUCCCGGAGAACAACCUCCCGCUGGGCGUUGAUCGCUUCCGCAACCGCAUCUUCAUCACCACCCCUCGCUGGAACCCAGGUGUACCGGCUACCCUGUCGUACCUGCCCCUUCCCGUUCAGGACCCAAGUCUACCUCUGAUCCCCUAUCCAGACUGGAGUUUCCAUACGUCCCCCCAAAACCCCGACUGUAGUCGUCUCGUAUCCGUGUAUCGUAUCUACGUGGAUGAGUGCGAUCGCCUUUGGGUUCUCGACGCCGGAGUCAUAGACACCCUUACCAACCUCCAACAGAUCUGUCCGCCAAAGAUCCUAGCAUUCAACCUUCACACAGACGAACUGCUGUUCAGCUACACUCUCCCAGCGGAUCAGGUCAAACAGGACUCGUUGCACACCAACAUCGUUGUCGAUAUCCGAGACGCUCAGUGCCAGGAUGCGUUCGCCUACGUUGCCGAUGUGUGGCGCUACGGAAUCACCGUGUUCAGCUUGCGGGAAUUCAAGAGCUGGCGCACCACCAACUACCUCUACAACCCGAAUCCCUUCGCCAGUGACUACAACUACAAGGAGCUGAACUUCCAGUGGUCUGAUGGAGUGUUCGGAAUGUCUCUUUCGCCUGUCCAUAGAAAUGGCGAUCGCAUGCUGUUCUACCACCCGAUGUCCAGCUACACGGAGUUCCAAGUACCGACCUCGGUCCUGCAGAACGAAACCAUCUGGCAGAACUUCGGUCUGGCCAAGGCAUUCCAACCGGUGGGCAGUCGCGGUAAGGCCGGUCAAUCGUCCACCUCCGGAGUCGCCCACAACAACGUGCAGUUCUUCACCCUUGUGCAGCAGAGUGGAGUUGGCUGUUGGGAUCUGGCCAAACCGUACAACCGCAAUAACUUAGGUGUGGUCGAGAAGGACAUGGACAAGCUGACGUUCCCGAAUGAUUUGAAGGUGGAUCGCGAGCCGAAGCAAUCGCUUUGGGUGAUCAGCAACAAGCUGCCGGUGUUUUUGUACUCGCGACUGGACUACAGCGAGGUGAACUUCCGAGUGCUGAACGCCGGAGUGCAGGAAGCGAUUAAGAACACCGUGUGUGAUCCACGGAUGCCUCCGAGCUUGGCCUACGAAAAGGAGCCGGAGUGCGAUGUGUAGAGAUUUGAUUUCUUUUAUGUAUUUUGAUGUGUAAGUUUUACUACUGUUGAUAAGAGUUGUCUAGAGUAAGGUUUAAGUUUUGAUUCAGCCGUGCUGAUAUGAUAAUAGUAAAUCCAUGCUCGACCAGUGAAAAUAAAUGAUUCAAAGAACA